Molecule: messenger RNA, 799 nt
Organism: Magnolia sinica
Lineage: Eukaryota; Viridiplantae; Streptophyta; Magnoliopsida; Magnoliales; Magnoliaceae
Product: receptor-like protein EIX2
Exons: 1
Coding region: 1-606 (201 amino acids)
Molecular function (GO): protein binding
Source: RefSeq, a predicted model, not a curated record
AUGAAAGGAAAGGAACUCCAUUAUACCAAGACGCUUUCACUCGUAAUAGUCAUAGACCUUUCAAGUAAUCAUUUAUCUGGGGAGAUCCCUGAAGAACUAGCAACUCUUUCUGGGUUGCAAGGACUAAACCUAUCUGAGAAUCAUUUGAUGGGAAAGAUUCCAGCAACUAUCGAUGGCUUGCGACAGUUACAAUCUCUUGAUUUAUCGCGGAAUCAUCUUUCGGGUGCUAUUCCCCAGAGCUUGUCAGCAUUAAAUUUCUUGAGUAGCUUGGAUUUGUCACAUAACAACCUGUCAGGGCAGAUUCCGACCGGCAGCCAGCUGCAGACAUUUACUGAUCCGUCCAUUUAUGCUGGCAACUUUGAUCUUUGUGGGCCUCCACUUCCAGAGUGCCCAAAAGAUGAAACAUGGCAAACUCCGUUGUCCAAAGGUGGUGGAAUAGAAAAAGAGGAAGAAGGAUUGGAAAUGGUAUGGUUUUUCACAAGCAUGGCACCAGGAUUUGUGGUGGGAUUUUGUGGAUUUUGUGGUUUUCUUAUCUUCAACAGGUCAUGGAGGAUUGCUUAUUAUCAGUUUUUCGACCGCAUGAAACAUAAGCUCUUCAGGUCAUAGACAGCAAUGGUGGCUAAGUUGGGAGUGAGGCUGAAAGAAGUGAUGGACUUCUACUCUCCUGGGAAAUUAAUAAAUAAAACCACAUUGUAUGUUUUGUUCCAAGUUAAAUGUUUACAUUAUACUCUUUAUGUUCCUUGUGCCUUGAUUUGUGCAUUUUCUUCUAUUUAUAUGUUGAUAUUUACUCUUUUUUGUA